GUGGGGGGUUGCCAGAGUUGUGGAGGACACGCCGGCGUACUCAAAGUUUUCAUUUGUCUAGUAGAAAAAGCAGCAAAAAAAACUUGCUAGUUUACAGGGAGGCAGAAGGACACAUCUGUCCUGCCAUUGUCCCAUCUACCAUCCUCCAUCUUCAAGAAAAUGAAUCGACGCACAUGUCAGUCACACUCAGGUAAAUGUUAGUACUACUUGAGAAGAUCUCGCUGGGCUGGCUGGAGAGGAAAAAGAAGAAAGGUGCUGGAAGAUGUCUGUCUGGAUGAUACUGCCCGUUAGCCUCCCAGUCCUGACCAUCACUGGGAUAUGGGUCGUCUAUGCCAUGGCCCUUUACAACCAGCAUGUCUGCCCUGUGGAUAACUGGUUGUAUAACCAGUCAUGUGAGGAGGAGCUAUAUCUGCAGAGCGGGCCAUCCUUGUGCUGCACACUAGACAAUGUACCUCUCAUCAGUAAAUGUGGGACUCUUCCCCCUGAGAGCUGCUUCUUCAGCCUUAUCUGCAGCACAGGCUCAUUCAUGGUUAUGGUGAUUGUGCUGCUUCGCUAUGCCCACGUCAUUGAGAAGCAUCAAAACUGUGUUCUGAACACAGCGAGUCUUUGCACGGGCUGGAUCUGUUCUGCUGGACUCAUCAUGGUGGGCAACUUCCAGGUGGAUAAUGCCAAAGUUCUCCACUAUGUCGGAGCAGGCAUUGCCUUUCCCACCAGUAUGUUGUUUGUGUGCCUGCAGUCAGCAUUGACGUACCGACUGGCCAAGACCCAGGGGGAGUACAACUUGGCACACCUCCGGCUCUGCAUGACCCUGCUGGCCUUGGUAGCCUUGGUGCUCAGUGGUGUUUUUUUCUGUCAGGAGAGCUUCGUUCUGCAGCACGCCUCGGCCAUCUUCGAAUGGGUGUUCUGCAUCAUCAUCAUGCUAUUUUAUGGGACUUUUGCCUUUGAGUUUUCUGGCAUGUCUGGAGACACCAUGGUGGUACUGGCGAGAGGAGGCUCUUUGGGACCUGCUGGGAGAGAACACAAGAUGGACACAAUGGGAGCACUGGGAGGGCCCGGUUCACACUCACACUCUCAACCACAUCCACACCAACCUGAAAGCAUGUCCAUGCUGUAGCGUCCUGGCAUAUAUGGAUGCCACACAGUUGCCUCGCGUAUUCCUUUUCAACUCUAGUUGUUGAAUGAUUUGAAUUAUUAAUUUCCAGGCAUGUUUGUCUGAAGGUUUGAAAUAAACCAGGCCAGUGCAGCAACUGUUCGGAGCGGGUGUAUAUCUGCUGCUACAGUGGACAGCUAGGUUUAUACUUACGUCAAACUUAAGAACUUGUUUGCAUUUUGCACAUUGCACAGGCGUGCAAACCCAAAUUUUUCUCCCUACUCAUUGCUGUCCUCACUGACCAUCAGGGGAGGGUUUUGUCAGUCAGAUCAAAGAGAUCGUUUGAACUGUCUCCUGUGAACGUGACCUUGGAUCGGUUCCUCUUAGGUGACUGCCGUGAUGCUUUCAGAGUAUGCAAAGAACUGAAGGCUGCUGGACAGCCCAGCUGACAGUAUUACAGCGGAGAGGUGUUACAGUGUUUCAAUCCUGGAAACAGAACAAGGCGGCAGUCUGCAUUUUCAUGUAAACCUCUGUUAAGCAAUAUUUCUUUGUAACUAACACCCUGCUCUGUAUAGAUUUUUUUUUUUUUUUUUUAUGUUUUGGUUAUCUGCAUAAUCAACUGCACAUUACCUCCCUUCCAAAGCCAAGUGUAAAGCUAAAGAUGUUUCUGUGGAGUUGGUUUAUCAAGGUAGUUAUGUGCUCUGAUGUUCGUCUGAUGGGCUUGUAUUUAGGCACAAGUGUCAUUUUGCUGAAAAUGCUUAAUGUAGCAUUACACUUGUACCAUAAAUGCAAACCUAACAUUAUAAAGUAUCAGACUGCAUGGCCUUAUUGUUUCUGGAUGCUUCGGGUGACGUGUCAUAUGUCUUUGUUUUAACUGUGUCUAGAAAUACAUUGAGCUUGGGGGUCACAUAAAUCUUCUAAUUAAGUCUGUAAAAAAUACAUCCUUUCCCAUUCUUAUUGGGAUCAAUACACUAGCAGCUCUUAAAUAAUGCUGGAUUCAACUUCCUCUCUGUAAAGCUUAUGAAAGAGAGGUGACACAGUGUCGAGAGGCCAAAUAUGUACCAGCUAAUUCAAUCCAGAGCACUGGCUUUAUUAAGUUUAGUGAUGGGGCAUUACACGUGUUUUCAGGUCCUGUAGAUGGAGGUCUGCAUCUUAUUAUUCCCCAUGCAGGAGGAGGAGAAUGUGCUCUUAUUGCUAUAGCUGCUUUCUUUUUCUUUGAAGCUCAGAACUCCGCACAGGUGGAGUUAUUUCAGCAUGUCAAGCCGGUGUAUUGGGACAAAGGGAAAAGGAUUUGUAUAAUGUAAGGCGUGAUGGUGAUGCACUGUCCUGCCUCUGUGUUACUGUGUUACUUUGCAGUAUGUGCCAAAUAUAAGUGUGCCUGUGGCAUUGGUGCUAAAACACAACUAGGCCUUACCCUGUUGUUUUCCCUUACUUUACCUGUGAUUAUAGCAAAGCAAUAAGAAGAGACUUUGAUAGUGGGAGCAGGGAUAGAAGGUCAGGAAUACCAACACAUGGAGAAAUGCUCCAUGCUGACAGAAAAGACUGAGGGACAUUGUUAACAUCUGUGUGUAAUUUUCUGAAGCUUUGAGCAGGCAGAGGCUUUACAGCAGUAGUACUCUGUGUAACUGGCCGUCAGCACCGCUGGCCACAUGUUGGGCUGAGAUGUUGUUUGUGUAAUUUGCCUGCAAGCGACAGCAAAUUCUUCAAACAUAGUUUCACAUUAUGUCACUGAAAUGUAGGUAUUAACUAUCAGGCUGAAUGUAUCUGAACCAGACUGAUGGCGGAAGCUUGUGCACGCUGCACUGUGGAAUGAGCUGGAAGCAACACCAGCCGCACCACUGAGCGCUUGCUUCUCUCUACUGGUCAGACUGCUUAUUGCAUGUCCCGAGACGUUCAGCUCACAGGAGGUCUUGUUUUCUGUUUGACAAAUUAAACUUUGUUCUGUCUGCAGUCAGGAAUUCUGAGGCCAACUCGUGUUUUUGUUGUUUUAUUUUAUAAAAGUGGAGGUUCAACUCCAGCCUGAGCUUCUGGCUACAAUACACUACUACAAUAUGCAUUCUUUUGAGAAGUCACAUUAAAACAUUUGAUGCAUUUUAAACAUUGACUCAAAUAAUGGUGCUGCUCAUUUUGCAUUUACUUAAAGUGCUUAAUUUUGCUUCAUGGUUUAUGCAUGAAUAACUAUUGUUUAUAGCUGACCACUACAAAAAAAACAGCCUUCACAUUCACCAUCAUUCUCUUGAUUUCAUACACACUUUUUCCUCAUUUAUGUAUCUGUCCAAUCUGUACACUCAGGAAAAUGUUACCACACCAGCCACAUUGUUUGAUUCAAAGCCUUCGGCCAUCUUUGUUUAUAUGGUGUUCAUGUCAACGGGGAUUUCUCGUGUACAUGUGUUUCUUUGUGUAGAAUAGGUGCACCUGCUUUGUACCCAGUUGUAAGAGUGGUGAUUAGCCAUGAUGUAAUAAAUUAUUUUUGCUAAUCAAGACUCUGUUAAGCUUCCAUGUAAGCACUCUUGUAACGUUGGCUUGUGAGAAUGCUGAUGCUGCUCAUGCAAAUGAGGUGUGAGAAAAAUGAGCUCACUCGUGUAAUCAGAUUAUCGGUGAGAGCAUUCUGACAACCGAACUAGAACCAGCAAUCCUCACAACACCCCAUUCUCAGUUAAACAGCUCCCUGUGCCUUAUGUACUGUAUUGGUAAUGGAAACCAAAGAGGUUACAGUUGUAAAUUCUAUUUUGAUGAAAAAGUCAUAUGAUUGUAUUCAUUUAUGCCUUAAUGUUCAAUAAAUAAAAAAGC
Archocentrus centrarchus (flier cichlid) is the source of this 3880-nucleotide messenger RNA. Its product is annotated as transmembrane protein 150A. The record is from RefSeq and is a predicted model, not a curated record. The coding region runs from base 263 to 1114 and encodes 283 amino acids. NCBI's taxonomy places the organism in Eukaryota, Metazoa, Chordata, Actinopteri, Cichliformes, Cichlidae. The transcript is spliced from 8 exons.